AAUGUGACAAUUUAUUUUAUUUAUAUAUUAUUUCUUUAACUUACUAUUUUACAAAUGGAAGAGACACCAGAGACUCAGUCUGUAACUUCAAGCAGACCUCGUCUCAGAAACGUGAUGUUAUCGAAUAUAAGUGUUAUUAGAAUAUCUCUAGAGAAUGUGAAAAGUUUGGAAAAACUGAUUUAUUCAAACGAAACAUUUAAUCUAUUUGGAAGUUUAAACAUAGAAAAGCUUGUACUAAAUUCAUAUAUUGCUUUGGGCGCUUUGGAUGAGAUAAACAACAAACUAGUAGGUGCAUUAUUGAUAUAUACAUAUCCUAAUGUACCCGUCAUCCCUCCUUGGGAAUGGGACCAUUGGCUAAAGAAAAAGUAUGGUAUAUACGAUGCAUUGCCAAGAAACACACUCUUCGUUCAUUUUGCUGCAUCUGUCCCAGAAUAUCGAACGCUCUUUUGGAGACCUCUUAUAACACACUUGUUUAAGAUGAGAAAUUUUUUAAAAUAUUGUAUUAUCGUCAUACCACCUGGUAAACAUAAUUUGGAUUUUUUGGGGGAUAUGGGAGUUAAAGUUUUUCCUAAGGUUGUAAUAAAAGUUAAAGGACAAUAUCUUUAUAUGUUUUGUCGAAAAGAUUUUCAAAUACAAUACAAAAUAAGAAAAGCUGUUGAAGAAGAUAACGACGACCUAGUGCCACUUAUUGAAACACAUUCUAAAAAAUUAACAGAGUUAUAUGGUAGAUACUACAUUGCAGAAAUUUUAAAAAGUGGAAAGCUCUUGGGAAGACAUAUUAUAGUGGCUGAAUAUCAAAACACAGCAGUUGCUGUUUUAAUAUUAAACUCUACAGUAAAUUAUCAGGUAUUAAAUGAAGAUUUUGAAUUAGUACCUUAUAAUGGGCUCAAAAAGCCACAUGUUGAAGACAUAGCAGAAUCUUCAUUAGAUUAUAUAGCCAAGUAUAGUCUGGAACAAAUUCGACGUUUAAGGCCAUCAGAAGACGAAAUACUGGAUAUAAUAGAGAGACGAUCAGAAAGGUCAGAGCCCACUACCGAAAUGGAAGAUGAAGAAGUAUUUAUGACAGUCUCAUUAACUGAAUCUGAUGAAUUUUCACUUGUAUUUACUUCAGCUUCCAUGUUCGUUUUUCAAGAAGAGGAAGAGAAAUUAUCCUUGAAUUGGAAUUCUGUUUCACAAUCUGUUAGUUCUGAAGCAUUACUUAGUCAGUAUUUAAAUAUUCAAGAACAAGACGCGCAUGCCGAUGAUAAUAUGAUGGAUUGGGUGUCAGGAUAUUCAGCGUCAAAGGGUAUGGCACCGAAAAUUCCAGAAUUUAAAGGAGAAGAAAACGCUUUUUCGUUAGAAGUAGCUGCGUGUCUUCCCCAACAUCAAUAUGGAUUAAUAAUGCUAUUUGAAGCCGCUUUUGAAUGUUUUCAUGAGCGAGAUUAUUGCGUUAUGGCUGUACCAUCAACCACAAAUAUCAUUAAGCUUACAAAGUAUUUCGGGCGAGUUGUACCAAGAUGUAUGGGCUCAUUUCCUUCCGAACUAUAUGUUAUGCAUAAAAGUACUAUAAUGGGAGAAAUAACAGUAGAGCUUGCUUCAAAUGUUCACGAGAAACAAAUAAAACAGUUAUGCUCGACAAUUUCUAAUGGUUUGAUGGCUGUACAACUGUAUGAAAAUUCUAUUUCCAAUACGAAGAGUUUAUAUUCUUCGUUUGUUAUGUUAUGUGAUAAAGAAGUCGUAGGAAUUGCCAUUGUAUCAGAAGAAAUUGAUCUGGAUUAUUUAACUUCCCACUAUAAACUAAGCGAAGUGCAUGCAAGCUCAUUUUCUCCAGGAAGUCAUGGCAUCAUUGAAAUUUUUGUGAUAUCUCCGAUUUUUCAAAGACAUGAUAAAUUUUUUCUGAGAGACAUACACCGAUUGUGCGAUUAUUCAAUACUGUUUUACAGGCAUUCGCCUUACGACAGUUCUGAAGCUUAUCGAGAGAGACCACUAGUAAAUAAUAUACAAAACUUGCUUCCAGUAUUACCAAUUAUGCAGCCUGAAUUUGAUAUUGGUCUUUUAAAAAACGAAGAAUGUGCUCCAUCUGACGUAGUAACUGACAAAAAAGAACCAUUUGCUUUAUAUGUAUCCACGGUUAAUCUGUCAAGUCUUUCUCGGCAAGUGAUAAAUACAAAAAUAGUAAUUGUUGGUUGCAGUCACACAGCUUUGUCAUUUAUACAGAGUUUACUGUUCAAACAAACUACUAAUCAAAUGGUUACAUAUAAUAAUAUUACCAUGGUAUGUCCAAAUGGGUUAUCGCACAAAAAAAUAUCAAAUAAAAUUAAAGAAGGAUUUAUGGUAAAAAAGAAUUUUAUGGAUGCAAGAUACAUGGACAUGAUAAGUCUAAAAACAUAUGUCAAUUUUGUUCUUGGGAAAGUUACAAAAAUAGACAGAAAAGAGCAAUAUAUAAUUAUCAACAACGACAGUUUUCUGCCCUAUGACAUGUUAUUUCUAAUGAUUGGGGAGCAAUUCCAGAAACCUACAAGACCAAAUAAAAUUCCUUUCCAAGAAAGUCCAGAUAAUGUUUUUGUUAUCAAUAAUGCUUUAGAUGCCAACCAAGCAGUUACCAAAUUAAGACAUUUGUAUCACAAAGGCAACGACAGGAAUUACGUCAUUAUUAUCUAUGGCCAUUUCCUCCAGGCGCAUGCAACCAUAAACGGUCUUAUAAGUUUUGGAAUUGGUGGACACCAUCUGGUUCUGGUGGAACCGUUUCCCUACAGCAUGGCUUUAGAAAAACGUCAAAGACACAACGUGUCGGUAUACAACAAUCCUGAAAUAGAUGCUGUUGUUUAUGAUUGCUUAAGAGAAGAAGGUGUAAAGAUAUAUUCUUCAUACUACUUCAUUGAUUGGACAUACGAUGCAGAGAGUAAUUACAUUACCAAAAUUAAAUUUGAAUCAAGACAUAAAAUGCUGGAAGUUGAAUGUAUGGCCAUGUUUGUUUUUAACGAAAAGGAAAUCAGUCCAAGAGUAUACAACGUUAUUAACAAUGCAGGAUUAGUUUAUGAUGGUAGAUUAGUAAUAGACAGCAAUUGCCAAACAAAUGAUCCAAGAAUAUUUGGAGCAGGAACUUUAACAAAAUAUUCAAGAAAAUAUUUUGCCCCAAAUAUGGCUCAUAAAUACUACAAUAGAGUUGAAAUUGGUAAAAUGUUGGGUCUGCAAAUAUCCCAAAUAUUAAUAAGGGAAAAGAAGAUUAAAAGCCCAAAUAAAAUGGCUGGUUGGAAUUUUCAUAUAGAAAGAGGAGACUCACUUGUUCCAAGAUACACACAACCUAUUAUGAGAUACUGUAGACUUCCAGGAGGCUUAUAUUACUUAUCAAUUACAAAACCAGGAAAAAGAAUUCCGCUGGAAACUGCCGUUUGCAUGGACAAUUAUGGUCAAGUUCUAAUCACAGGUAACUGCCGAAAUCUGUCUAAACAAGGAUAUUUUCAGUUACAUCUUAAUGAAUUUAAACGAGUUGAAACGAUUACCUGCUUGCACAACAAGUCUAUCGACACCUACAAUCUUCACUGUCUUUGGGGAAAGCAUGAACGGCUCUUAAAUAAUUUGCUUUUACGGUUUGAAAUGGUUCUUAUUACGGAUUUGUUUGAAUAUUUUAGAGAACCUUGGGCAUAUGCCCUUUACCACGAAGAUUUUCACGAUCUUCUGGAAGAACUAAAUAUGUUAAUGACAUCAAGCGUGAGUACAAAUGGUCGAGGAUCCCUAAUAAAUGAUCUCAUUAAUCUUUAUAAACAAAACAAAUGGGAUAAGAUAUCUCAGGAAUCUAAGGAAAUACUUGAAGAAAAAUUUAAGAGACUUGGUUAUCCUAAAUAUAUCGAACGAAAAGUUUUAAACUUUAUUAAACAACAUUUAGAUCUCCUUCCGAUGUAUGCACAUCCCAUUAUCAUCAAAGAUAUACUGAAAAACUACGCAAACAGUCCCUUAUUUACAUAAUUUUAUGGUUUUUAAUAAACACAUUAUAAUAU
Molecule: messenger RNA, 3977 nt
Organism: Diabrotica balteata
Lineage: Eukaryota; Metazoa; Arthropoda; Insecta; Coleoptera; Chrysomelidae
Source: the annotation of a GenBank genome assembly